AUGUCACAACAAGAAAACGCCUUGUCUGAGCUGAUGCCUGGGGCGGCGAGCAAGAUGGCCCCAAUUCCCCAGGGCGCCAGGAUUCAGAAGCGUCCCCUCACUCGACGCCAGCUCCCAGCGUCGUCCAAGACGCCGGUCAUUUACGUGUCCUCAAAUUCUCCCUUCAUGUCCGUCGUGAAGCGGACCAGGAAGUUCUUGGACAAGGACCUGCGUAGUAAUACUUCUGCUGCCAAGAAUGUAUCCUUGCACGCCCGCGUUGAGGCGCUGAAGAGAGGCGGUGCCGGUGGGACGGCCCGUGCAGCUGUGGUGACGGUGAUGGGCACAGGUAAAGCUAUUGAAAAGACUCUAAACGUCGCAAGCUGGUUCCAGCAGCAAGGGGACUGCGUUGUUGAGAUUAAAACACGGACCAUCGGGACAGUAGACGAUGUGGUUACGGGGGAUACAGACGACGCGUUUGGGGCCGACAACGAAAGCCGGUUGAGGAAGCUCAAUUGCUUGGAAGUUGCCAUCAGCCUGAAGUGA
Messenger RNA from Trichoderma aggressivum f. europaeum, 522 nucleotides. RefSeq lists its product as uncharacterized. NCBI's taxonomy places the organism in Eukaryota, Fungi, Ascomycota, Sordariomycetes, Hypocreales, Hypocreaceae. The record is from RefSeq and is a predicted model, not a curated record. The transcript has 2 exons. Gene Ontology annotation, molecular function: RNA binding; ribonuclease P activity; ribonuclease MRP activity. Gene Ontology annotation, cellular component: ribonuclease MRP complex; nucleolar ribonuclease P complex. The coding region runs from base 1 to 522 and encodes 173 amino acids. Gene Ontology annotation, biological process: intronic box C/D snoRNA processing; tRNA 5'-leader removal; nuclear-transcribed mRNA catabolic process, RNase MRP-dependent.